This is a messenger RNA of Culicoides brevitarsis, 7067 nucleotides long. RefSeq names its product protein hobbit (gene hob). Lineage: Eukaryota; Metazoa; Arthropoda; Insecta; Diptera; Ceratopogonidae. The coding region runs from base 83 to 6823 and encodes 2246 amino acids. The record is from RefSeq and is a predicted model, not a curated record. The transcript is spliced from 7 exons.
CAGUAAUUUCAUUAAAAUUUAACGCAAAAAUCUUCGUGAGGGCAUUAAACGCAGCGCCAUAAACUGACAUGCCUGUGCAGAAAUGAGUGCAAUAGUUGUUCUGACGACGCUUGUCGUCCUAAUUUAUGUCUGCAUCACUUGGCUCCUCCCGAAACUCAUUGGAUGGUUUUUGGUUCGAAAAUUCAACAUUAAACUCCGUUUUGGACGCCUUAGUUUGCCUUUUACCUUGCGUGACGUGAAUAUUUGCAAAGACGGAUGGAAUAUCCAAAUUGACGAGAUAAAUAUCCGCAGUAGCUUCUUUUCGGAAGUUACGAAGCUCUUGUCGAUCAACAUUCACGACAUUCGCGUGAACAAAGAUGUCGAUGAUGCGGAAAAAUCCACUCCCGAUGACUUUCAGCAGAAUAAAAAGUCCUACGAGCUGGAUUUUCGCAACAAAAAAGUGCCGCACAGUAUUAUCACGUUCGCGCAAUUCAUGGCGAUUCACAUGUACAACCUCUCGAUCGUCUUGAUGAACAAUAAUAUGGAGCCGGGAUGGUUGUUGCAUGGCACAGCGAGUGAAUUGCAUCUCGACGGGUCGAUUGUGCAUAACGAAAAAACGCUUCUUGUGUCUUUGGAGCUAAAUGACACGCAAGCGAAGAUAUUGCGACAUGUUCCGCCGAAGAAAUCCUUGUUUGGGGGCCAUGGAAGUGCAAGUCACGGGCAACCUUGUAUGAUUGAAGUGAGUUUUGGCAUUGCACUCGAUGGAGUUGUUAUGGCGCAAGGCCCGUUGUCGUUGGAAAAGUUGUCUGUGUCGACAAAUAAUGCCAAAACCAUUUUGCAUAAUGGGCUGUAUGACUUUAUAUUAGACGCACAAAACGAAAAAGAGCUCAAAAGUAUCUUGUCGUAUAAUUACCAGCAGAAUAAAGACGAAAAGGGACCAUUGUCAUCCAUUAGUUAUGACAAAAUUGCACCAAUAAUACCAAAGAAUUUCAUGAUCAAGGUAGAGGAUACCGUUAUAGCUGCCGUUCGUGACAACAGUUCAAAUGAUUUCCUAUCAAAAUUGCAUUUGCUAUCCAUCUCCGGCAAAAUUGAACCUUUCGAUCCGAAUGUCUCGUGCAUCAUGCCCAUGUUCAAUGCCAAGGUUCAAAUAUUGCAACUCGAAAUCGACACAAUGCACGAAAAAAUCCUGUAUAUCGAAGAGUUCAGUGUCGCUGGCGAAGUAAAAAAUGACAUUGUCAACAUUUAUUCGAACCUGAAAGCGCUUCAAAUGUACUACAAUCACGGCGAGGUAUACGGUUGGAUUCAGAAAAACUUCUCCGCGAACCAACAAAAGCCCGCUAAAAGCCUAAGUUUGACGGCGCUCGAAAAAAGUGCGAGCAUAACUCAAACCCCGAGUCGUUGGGAGUCGAUUUUCAAGCGAAUUAUCAUCAAAGGCACCGCCGAAUUCACAAAUAUCUCGAGUAUUUUCAAGUUGAACGAGGAAGUGGCUUCCAUAAGUGUCAGUCACACGAAAUUAAGUCUCGCCCAAGAGGAUGGAACAUCCCGAAGCAACACGUACAGCAGCAAUUUCGCGAAUUUAUUGCUCUCGAAUCGCCAAUGGACCGCAGAAUUGAUGACAGAAUCGCUUUGGUGGUGUUUCGGCAGCAGUUCUCCCGAAAAUUUAACAUUAAAUCGCAAGCAACACAUUCGCGGGACACCAUUUUAUCUUGGAUGGGGCAUCAUCAAGCUCAGUAGUUAUGGCGACACGACCAAAUUAGAGGCAUCCAUUCAACUAAUGCGCGCCGAAUACAGUUCCCUCCUCGCUUCGUUCCUGCAACAAGCGACGCAAUCCAUCCUGCAAUACCGAAAAUUGCGCUUUUCACGCGUGCAACGCUUGAAAUUUACCAAAUCCAGUAAGGAAAGUGCCUGGCAAGAUCUCGUCGUGAGCGUUAAAGUCAAGGAAGCGAGCAUGUUUCUAGUCAACAAAUACAAUAAUUGCUUGAUGCUCAACUUAGAUGAACUUGUGACACACAAACAAAAGCAGGGAUGUGCAUUGGAACUAACUGGAUUCGAAGUUGGCAUCCUCGAUUUGGCCUUGAUUCCAUCAAAUACGAUCACAAACAUCAAAAACUGCAUAUUUAUCGAUUUAAAAUCCCUUAAAAUGGAAUAUUCGCAAAAUUUAGCGAAUAAAACGUCAAAAAUCGUCUGUCAAGUCACCCAAAAUACCUCGGGGAGCUGGAACACGAACCUUCAUAUGCACAUUUUAUCGCUCGUGGACGAGAUAAAGGAAUGUUUUUCGACGUUAAGCCCAAAAAAGUUGAAGGAAGAGUCCCCGACGAAGGAUUUGGACGCUCAAAAAUCAUCAAUUUUGCUCGUUGACUUUUACGCGAACGGAAAUACUGAUGUUUUCAUUAAAAUUUCAGACAAUCAUUCGAUGCAAGUGUCCUUGAGUAACCUUGUGAUGACUCGUAAAGACCGAAUUUCGAUCCAAAUGGAGCAAAUUUUGAUUUUUAUCGAUGGCAUGCAGAUAUUAACAGUCAAGGGAAUCACAAUUCAAUCCAUGCACGAACUGAAAAUCCUCCAACAUGAACGUCAGAAUUACGAAACUUUCGUUUUGCCAUCGAAUGCGGUAUGGGCCGUGUGUUUAGAUGAAUUUCGUGGCAUUUUUCCGUAUGAUUUUGACUUUUCCGAUGCAAUUCAGAACGAAUUUGUAACUUUAUUCAAGUGGCUCAAAAAUGUUCAUAAAUAUCAGAAGAAACCAUUUACUGUGGAUUCGCCGCUGCCGAAAGACAUCAUAAUUCAAGUCAAAGAAUUCUUGUUGGAAAUGUCGGAUGAUCCGUUCGAAGUUAAAUUACGAGAAAAUUAUGUCCUCGUAAUGGAUGAAUAUUUCGAAAGUCUCAAGAGAAAAGAAGUUUUUGACCAAAAACUCGCCGAAAUCCGUCAAGAUCGUCUUUUACUCCCCGCCGGCAUGGUAGCCGAGCUAAAUGCAACUUUGAUCAAAAAAAAUUCCGAAAUUUACAUCCAACGCUCGAAAAAAAUCGCUGAAGCGGGACCCGCUCGUACGAGAUUAAUCGGAUGGGUUUUAACGGAUUUGGAAAUUAUGACAAUGGCGGAUCCGUCAAUCCAUGGCACGGAAAAUGUGGUAAGAAUGAUGCAAGAAAUCGACUCGGAAAGCCCGUGGCCUGAAGAGGGAUUGGAAUUUGUCACGCUUUGGUGUCGUGCUGUCAGUGUCAGUUGUACCGAAUGGAAAUUCAUGCUUCGGGACUAUCCGCAGCCCAUGUUUCAUGUGAAGGCGAUGCAUUUAUUUGGGUAUUUGUGCGGCGCGGAGCAACUUCCGCCACGGAGGGCAAGGAGAGAUGUCGAAAUUGACUUGGGACAUCCGUUUGGGAAGGAAACACUGCAACGUGGGAUGACGGCGUUGAAAUUUUAUCACGAUUUCGAUUGGGAAUUGGAUUAUUUGUGUUAUGCUUUUGGUCCGUGCUGGGAACCGGUGAUGGCGCAAUGUAAUUUAAGCUUUGAAAAGAUAUCGGCGCCUUCGAAAGACCCGUCGCCGCCGUUGCCGUUUUGGGAUAAGAUGCGAUUUUUGUUCCAUGGACGUCUGACGAUGAUCGCGAAGCAGUAUACGAUCCUCUUACAUGCCUCAUUGGAUCCUUAUAACACAACUGAGGAAAUGGAGUUGACCUGGAGUAAUUGUGGCAUCGUUUGGACCAACGCCAAAUUCAUGUUCAAAGGAGAUUUGAAUGUUUCCGUAAGAACUGCAUCCCGUUACGACGAUUGUCGACUCCUACAUUUGCCGAAUUUACGUUUGACUUGCAAGUUAAAUUGGAUUUGUUUGGCAAAUCCCAACGAUCAUCAUGCUGUAAUUCCCUGUGCGCCUGACAAACUGCCCGAAUACUCGAGUAAUCAAGUACAUGACUCGUACAGAGCAUUUAGAUCACAAAAUGUAAACAUCUCAAUAUCCUUCGAGACGAAGCCUAAUCCCGAAAAUGACGACAUUCCUAACUUAGUUUUAUACGGAAGCACUUUACGUUGGUUCGAAAGCUUGAAAUUAAUCCUUUCGGGCGUGACCCGACCCACUCGCAGAGGUCCCGUUUUCAAUAAUUUACGCCCCCGGAAGAAACAAUUGAGUCGCCAUUACAAAAAAGCUCAUUUACAGAUGAGUUUACAUACGUUCCAGAUCUAUUAUUGGAUGUCCCAUGCGAUGAAUCGCGGUUUUCAACUAAAUGGGGGGCGUGUCUCGCUCAGCUCGGAACAUACGUUGUCCUUAAAUCCAAUUGACGAUGGGUUAAUUCAUCGUCCCCGCAGCGAUUGGGACAUUGUCUACAUGAAUUGCGAACUAAACGACGCCGAAAUCUGGCUUAAAACGAUUUUGAACGAAAAAAAUGCUUCAUCAACUGACAAUUUGAAUUUUGGGGGCGACAUCUGUCGGGAUUAUUUCCUUUCUGUGGCAAAAGUUUCUUAUGGGCGUGACCAAGUAGUUGUCGGAAAUGAGCAAAGUGAAAGAAACAACCCCAUUCAUAAACUGGUAGUUCACGAUCUGAAGGGGGCGUGGACUAAAAACAAUCGGGAUGUGGCAUUUGCUCUCUUUGACUCCUUCGUAAAGGCUCAAAAAUUGAAGGAUAACUUAGGAACUGAUGCUCUAAAGUCAUUUAGGAAGGAAAACACGACACCAAGUAAAAGUCGAAAGCCAAACGAGGUCUCUUCCUCAGUUGUAGCCACGCCUGUUGCAGAAAACGUUAUUUCUUUGGGCGGUCCUUCGACUUCUAACGCCCCCAGCAAACAGCAAACGCCUCAUGCAUUAGCUAUGCUGCAUAAACUAAUCGCUGAAGCAGAUAAUAAUUACGUCGCUUACAGCGAUGAUAUGUCAACCCAAACGCGCGAACAAAAUCUAAAGGGUUUAUUAGGGGCGCGGUCUGAUGAUGUGCUUCAUUAUAACUGGAGCAUCUCAUUGGUCAAUUCUCAAGUGUUGCUAAAAGGCUGCGAAACAUCGGGUUAUGUCAUUUUAAGUGCCGCCAAAGCUGAGAUCCAUCAGAAAUUGCAUCGCCCCGUAUGGCGCGAUCGAACUUUGGUAUCGAAAAAUACGUGGGUUGGCAUUUUGGAGUGUAUGCAAUAUUACGCGACUGUCAGUGCGGAGGAAAAUACACGAGAAAUGUCCGAAAUUAUGUGGUUAACGGUCGAUAAUAUACAAGAAAAGGACAAAGAUGCUACCUUAAUUAAUGAAUUCCCGGAUUUGCCGCAUCUCGUGGGGAGUGGCCAAAGUGUAGGGGGCGUGGUUUCCGAAUGUGUCGGAGCUACAGGGGCGGGAAGUGCAGGAGGCGGAGCCCAAUUGCAACGCAUUGUAUCAAGAUGUAAAUGCGAAUUUUUCUAUGUGAGUUACGGCGAUACUUCAAUUGACCCGAAUGCGAUGUCGGAAGUCCCGCCCAUUCCAUCGGAAGAGACAAUUUCGCCAUGGGAGAAAAGUGAUGAGAUGGUUGAUGCGUUCACGUUGAUGCAUCAUGACUUGGAUGUUUGUACAAAUUCACUGCAAUACGCCAUGAUCUUGGAUAUUGUCAAUAAUUUGCUGCUUUUUGUCGAUCCUGAACGCAAAAAAGCUCUUGAAAAUCUCGCUCGUAUGAGAUUUCAACUGCAACUUUACAGCUCGGAAGAUCAAAAACGCCCAAUUCAACAUCUUCAGACCCAAAUUCGGAAUUUAAUGUCACAAAUCCGCUCCCUGGAGAAGGAUAUUCAUUUUAUCACGAAAGCUUUGAUCGAAGAAGGCACGCAGGAGGAGCAAAAACUCGAUUAUGACGAAAUUCAGAAGAAAAUUAAGGAACACAAAGAUCGUUUGGUUCAAUGGGGCGACGAAUUAGACAUGAUGCUCUCUUGUUACAAGGAAAGUCAGCUCUCCGCAUCCAAUAAACUCGCCGCAGUGAGAAAAGAUAAACCCUUAACGAUCGUUAGGACCAACGAAAUUUGCUUUAAACACGCCCAAUGGCGUCUUACCGAAGCUGACGGGCAAAUCGGGAUCGCUGAUUUGAUGCUGAGCAACUUUUUGUACACGAAAAACUCCAAAAGUGACGAUUCCGUCGAGCAUUUGUUGGAAUUGGGAUACAUCCGCAUCAACAAUCUCAUUCCGCGAGAUCAGUACGACAAAGUUUUGUGUCCGACGGAGCUUCAGCGAGACGUUCCCAUCGAUCAUAAACGCGUUUUACGGGUUUUCUGUCGUGAAAAACCGCCGGUUGGGGGAAUUUCGGUGAAAGAACAUUUCGAAAUUAAUGUUGUUCCGAUCACAAUUUGCAUUUCGAAGAAGUUUUAUCAGAAAAUGUUGAAGUUUUGUUUUCCGGAUCGUGAUACGAGUGAAGGAGAUGCCACAGAUGACAUUGAGGAAACAGCUACGGGAAGUCAAUCUUCGUUGAAAACGUCGAAAAAGAAGGAGUUGAAGCAGAAAAAGGAGAAAAAAGAUUCAAACUUUUAUGUGAAAAUUGAAAAAGAUGACGUUGAAAAGAUGAAAGAGCGCGCGGAGAAGAAUAAAUUGUUCAUUUACAUCAAAAUUCCGGAAGUGCCUGUGAGGGUCAGUUACAAGGGCAGUAAAGAGAAGAAUUUGGAGGACAUUAAUGAACUUUCGUUGGUUAUUCCGACGAUCGAGUAUCAUAAUGUGACAUGGACUUGGUUGGAUUUGUUGCUUUCCAUGAAGAAUGACAGUCGAAAAGUUUUAUUAUCGCAGGCAAUCAAGCAAAAACUGAAACUCCGCACACCUUUAGCACUCGUUGACGAGAAACAAUCGCCGCAAGAGGAGGACAAGGCAAAAAUGCUCUUUGGCAACCGACAUUUGCCUGAAAAUCGAAGUUUACGCAAAGGAGUCGGAUUUAAACUACCAAAACCGUAAAACAUCACAGAAAAUGACCAAAAGCAAUUCAAGCAAGACGAAACAAAAAUAGCUUUUACUUAGUUAGUGUAGGAAAAAAUGCAAAUUCAAUACCUGUUGACGCGUGUCAGUGUAAUUUUUUGAGUAUUAUCGCCUUUUUUAUUCAGGAUCCUUAUUUUAAAUUAUUUUUUUAACGCAUAAAUUUAAUUGUUUGUAUUUGUAUUAUUAUUUCGAUAGAGAAAUAAAAUAAAAAUAUUGUUAAGAA